Messenger RNA from Lolium rigidum, 730 nucleotides. RefSeq names its product SAGA-associated factor 11-like. The transcript has 4 exons. The record is from RefSeq and is a predicted model, not a curated record. Gene Ontology annotation, cellular component: SAGA-type complex; DUBm complex. NCBI's taxonomy places the organism in Eukaryota, Viridiplantae, Streptophyta, Magnoliopsida, Poales, Poaceae. The coding region runs from base 34 to 573 and encodes 179 amino acids.
ACAACAAAGAAAGAGCAGAAACCAACCGCCGCUAUGUCGUCCUCCAACGACGCCCCCGUCAGCCCUCGAUCCCAGCUCGCUCUGAGCUGCUUCGAGGAGCUCCUCGACCUCGCGGUGGCGGACGUCGCGUCGGAGUGCCACCGCAUCGCGCGCCUCGGCCUGGACCGCAGCGUCGACGCCGAGGAGGAGGAGCUCCGCGCCUGGGCCGCGCGCGCCGCCGCCGACCACCCCGGCGCCGAGGACGGAGGCGCCACCCGCGGGACCGGGGGAGGAGGGGGGAACAAGGGCGCGCCCGACGUGUUCGGCCAGACGCACCCCGCCAUCGCCGCCGAUGUCGUCGACUGCAUGAACUGCGGCCGCCCCGUCGUCGCCGGCCGCUUCGCCCCGCACCUCGAGAAGUGCAUGGGCAAGGGUCGCAAAGCUCGUCCAAAGACCACGAGGAGCAGUACAGCCGGACGAAACAGAAGUAGUAAUGUGGUGCUGCAGGGGAGGAGCACAGUAACCAUACAUUCCAGGAGUCCUGACAGCAGCGCUAUGCUACUGCCAUGUUUUCGGUGCUUGAACUCCAUAUGAAGGCUGGAACACAUAGCGUUGUUUAAUGUGGUUUGCAUGGUACUAUCUGUUACAUUGAGUCCCCUAUAUGUAUAUUAAGGCAUAGAUUGGAUUUUCCGUUUUGCUGUCUAGCUUUCCUCCCAGUAAUACAGUUCGAUCCAGCAAGUCCUUUGUUCUA